Molecule: messenger RNA, 300 nt
Organism: Paraglomus occultum
Lineage: Eukaryota; Fungi; Glomeromycota; Glomeromycetes; Paraglomerales; Paraglomeraceae
Source: the annotation of a GenBank genome assembly
AUGGGUAGAUUUGAUUCAUUAAUAAAAGCUAAAGCCUGUCAAAGUUACUGGAACAACAAUGCAGCUAAGACGGCACUCCAACGGACAAAGCAAAGAGCUGCUGUUCAUAUGGCCAAUAUCGAAUACAACGUGUAUGAGGAACACGAUGCCAUAAGUGGUGUAAUCACGAGUCGCCUCGUAUCUGCAAAUGAAGGAGUCUCUGUUGAUGAAAGGGUAAACGAGCAGCAUGACAAAGAUCAAACUGGGAGUGAUUUUGGGGAUGAUUUGCAUAACAUGACGGAAUUCGUCGAAAAUUAUUGA